GAUGUGUUUGGUGGAGACUUAAUUUCGGAAUUGCGGGUGGCGUCUCCUGAGGACAGGGGCGAGAGCCGGUGCUGCGCGCCCGCCUGGAGCUCCCAACUCUGGGGAAUCCAGGUCUCGGCCCUGUCAGGAGGACCACUGGUGCUGCGCUGGAGCCAGUGUCUUAAGUCUUGUGUAUGGCGUGGUUACGGUUACAGCCUCUCACCUCUGCCUUCCUCCAUUUCGGGCUGGUUACUUUCGUGCUCUUCCUGAAUGGUCUUCGGGCAGAGGCUGGCAGCUCAGGAGAUGUACCCAGCACAGGGCAGAAUAAUGAGUCCUGUACAGGGUCAUCAGACUGCAAGGAGGGUGUCAUCCUGCCAAUCUGGUAUCCAGAGAACCCUUCCCUUGGGGACAAAAUUGCCAGGGUCAUCGUCUACUUUGUGGCCCUGAUAUACAUGUUCCUUGGGGUAUCCAUCAUUGCCGACCGCUUCAUGGCAUCUAUCGAAGUCAUUACUUCCCAAGAAAGGGAGGUGACUAUCAAAAAGCCCAAUGGUGAGACCAGCACAACUACGAUUCGGGUCUGGAAUGAAACUGUCUCCAAUCUGACCCUUAUGGCCCUGGGAUCCUCUGCCCCAGAGAUUCUCCUUUCUUUAAUUGAGGUAUGUGGUCACGGGUUCAUUGCUGGGGAUCUGGGACCUUCCACCAUCGUCGGCAGCGCGGCCUUCAACAUGUUCAUCAUCAUUGGCAUCUGUGUCUACGUGAUCCCCGAUGGGGAGACUCGGAAGAUCAAGCACCUCCGAGUCUUCUUUGUCACCGCCGCUUGGAGUAUCUUUGCCUACAUCUGGCUCUACAUGAUCUUGGCAGUCUUCUCUCCUGGGGUGGUUCAGGUUUGGGAAGGCCUCCUGACUCUCUUCUUCUUUCCAGUGUGUGUCCUGCUGGCCUGGGUCGCAGACAAACGACUGCUCUUCUACAAGUACAUGCACAAAAAGUACCGCACAGACAAACACCGAGGGAUUAUCAUAGAGACAGAGGGUGACCACCCGAAGGGCAUUGAGAUGGAUGGGAAGAUGAUGAAUUCCCAUUUCUUAGAUGGGAACCUGGUGCCCCUGGAAGGGAAGGAGGUGGACGAAUCCCGCAGGGAGAUGAUCCGGAUUCUCAAGGAUCUGAAACAAAAACACCCAGAGAAGGACUUAGAUCAGCUGGUAGAGAUGGCCAAUUACUACGCCCUUUCUCACCAACAGAAGAGCCGCGCCUUCUACCGGAUCCAAGCUACCCGCAUGAUGACCGGGGCAGGCAACAUCCUGAAGAAACAUGCAGCAGAACAAGCCAAGAAGACCUCCAGCAUGAGCGAGGUGCACACUGAGGAGCCGGAAGACUUCAUCUCCAAGGUCUUCUUUGACCCCUGUUCCUACCAGUGCCUGGAGAACUGUGGGGCUGUCCUGCUGACAGUGGUGAGGAAAGGAGGGGACAUGUCCAAGACCAUGUACGUGGACUACAAAACGGAGGAUGGUUCUGCCAACGCAGGGGCUGACUAUGAGUUCACAGAGGGCACAGUGGUUCUGAAACCAGGAGAGACCCAGAAGGAGUUCUCUGUGGGCAUCAUCGAUGAUGACAUUUUUGAGGAGGAUGAACACUUCUUUGUGAGACUGAGCAAUGUCCGCAUAGAAGAGGAUCAGUCUGAAGAGGGGAUGCCCCCAGCAAUGCUUAACAGUCUCCCCUUGCCUCGGGCUGUCCUAGCUUCCCCUUGUGUGGCCACGGUUACUAUCUUGGAUGAUGACCAUGCCGGCAUCUUCACUUUCGAAUGUGAUACCAUUCAUGUCAGUGAAAGUAUUGGUGUUAUGGAGGUCAAGGUUCUGCGGACAUCAGGUGCCCGGGGCACAGUCAUCAUCCCGUUUAGGACAGUAGAAGGGACAGCCAAGGGUGGUGGUGAGGACUUUGAAGACACAUACGGGGAGUUGGAAUUCAAGAAUGAUGAGACAGUGAAAACCAUAAGGGUUAAAAUAGUAGAUGAGGAGGAAUACGAAAGGCAAGAGAAUUUCUUCAUUGCCCUUGGUGAACCGAAAUGGAUGGAACGUGGAAUAUCAGCGCUCCUGUUAUCUCCAGAGGUAACAGACAGGAAGCUGACUGUGGAGGAGGAAGAAGCCAAGAGGAUAGCAGAGAUGGGAAAGCCAGUAUUGGGUGAACAUCCCAAGCUAGAGGUCAUCAUUGAAGAGUCCUAUGAAUUCAAGAGCACAGUGGACAAGCUGAUCAAGAAGACAAACUUGGCCUUGGUAGUGGGGACCCAUUCCUGGAGGGACCAGUUCAUGGAGGCAAUCACUGUCAGUGCAGCAGGGGAUGACGAUGAGGAUGAAUCAGGGGAGGAGCGGCUGCCAUCCUGCUUUGAUUAUGUCAUGCACUUCCUGACGGUCUUCUGGAAGGUGCUGUUUGCCUGUGUGCCCCCGACAGAGUACUGCCGUGGUUGGGCCUGCUUUGUCGUGUCCAUCCUCAUCAUCGGCAUGCUCACGGCCAUCAUCGGGGACCUGGCCUCCCACUUCGGCUGCACCAUUGGCCUGAAGGAUUCAGUCACGGCGGUUGUUUUCGUGGCAUUUGGCACCUCCGUGCCAGAUACGUUCGCCAGCAAAGCCGCUGCUCUGCAGGACGUGUACGCAGAUGCCUCCAUCGGCAACGUCACGGGCAGCAAUGCCGUCAAUGUCUUCCUCGGUAUCGGCCUGGCCUGGUCCGUGGCCGCCAUCUACUGGGCCAUGCAGGGACAGGAGUUCCAUGUGUCCGCGGGCACUCUAGCCUUCUCUGUCACCCUGUUCACCAUCUUUGCAUUUGUCUGCAUCAGUGUGCUCCUGUACCGACGGAGGCCCCACCUGGGUGGAGAGCUCGGUGGUCCCCGUGGCUGCAAGCUCGCCACGACGUGGCUCUUCGUGAGCCUGUGGCUCCUCUACAUAGUCUUUGCCACGCUGGAGGCCUAUUGCUACAUCAAGGGGUUCUGAGCCUCAGAAUGAGGCCUCCCUGGGGCAGGCCAAGGACUUCUCUUAAGAGAAGGGCACUUCCUCACCAGUGACCUUUCCAGGUUGAGCAACCUUGGAGGGGCAGCAUCGGGACUCGAGUUCCAGGGGCUUCACCUGACCUAAGCCCUGACACUGCUCUGCUCUCAAGGGCAAAGUCUUAAGCCAAUGGAAUGGAGGAGACACCCAUUUUUUCAAAGUAUUUAAUUCAAUCCAAACCAACAACGGCAACAAGUCCACCUCUGCCCCACGCAUCUUCCCUCCCAUGCAGGGCCCUGACCCACAGCAAAGGUCAGAGCCUCCUCCUUCUAGCCCACCUUCUGACUAUUCCUUUGCCUCUAGCUCCUUUGGGGGCAGAGUUCUGUCUCUGGUGUGAUGCAUCAUGAUUCUUUCAUUCAGCUGGCAAGGCGUGAGAAUGAAUCAUGCCCAAGUGGCUGGUUUUGGGGUGCUCUUUUAUUGUAAUCAUUGUUGUGAUUGCUUUUGUUUUCACGUCGGGUUUUGCUUAUUGUCUUGUCUUUUCCUUCUGAAGUUAGAGGUGGCCAAGGUACCCAGGAGCAACUCUAGGUCUAGAGCUGACAGCCCAAGGCAUGAACUUCCAGAAACACGCCAUCUCCGUCUCACAGGACCACCACUGUCUCUUGACUCUGGCAAGGUCCUGUCUCCCAUCUCCUUUGUUCUCUGAGGGUCUCGGAGGACCAGUGGCAUCUGGGGGGAACUAAGCUCACAUACCAACUCGAGGAGCGCGAGUUUGAUCUGCUUGCCUUGAACUCAACACCAAAAAGCGACUGUCCUCUUCCCAGUUAAGGCACCCCCAGUUCAGUGUCUCCAUGUGUCAGUGUGUGUGUACGUGUGCCCCUGAAGAAAGACCCACUGAGUGAGGGGUACGAAACAAAACUAGGAGUGCUCCAUGACCACAAAGAGUGUGUGGGGAAACAAAGGGAAGUCAUGCCUUCUGGAAUAUGUUUGCUUUUGUAUCUGAGGCAGGGAAAGAGAAAUUGUCCGGCCAGAUAGAUCUUUAUGAGAGAAGGUUGUAUUUAAAAUGCCAGUGUUGGGAGAAAAUGUCAGCGCCACCCCCUCUGCACUUGCUAAUGCGCCAUACCGAGAGGACUAGGUAUAUUUACUGAUGUGAUGCAAGAAUGUAGACGCUUGUAAGAGAAUGCGGGGCUCCUUCACCUCCACUGGCUCUUGGGCCUCUUCUGAAAGCAUGUUCACAAGAUAGGAACUGGAAUUCCUCAUGUUUCCAAAGUUCCUGCUUGUUUUUAAACUUCAUAAAGCUGUUUUCCCCCAGCCUGUGGGGUAUUUCUUGCCCCUCUCAGAGGAACCCUAGACAUCAUAAUCCCAUGGAACCUGGGAUCUUAGAAAAGGAGGAAUAACCUACCCUACAGACCUUUUCCCCACUGAACUUUGAAAGGACUUAGCUUUAAAUCACACACACACACACACACACACACACACACACACACACCACAACAAAACUGCCCACAGGUCUUUAGGCUUUCUGCAAUGACAUAAAUACAUUUUCUAAGGAAGAAAAAGAAGUUAAAACAACACCUGUUUAAUUUUAAACACAUUUUUUAAGAAAAAAAAACUAAAAAAAUGAAACAGUGCUUGUGCUAUAAGCUACGUUGCCAGUUGCCAGUGGAAAUGUUGGGUUGGUUUAAAAAAAAAAAAAAUAAAAGCUCUACUUACAACCAUCUGCAUA
This is a messenger RNA of Jaculus jaculus (lesser Egyptian jerboa), 4674 nucleotides long. It is a transcript of the gene Slc8a3, whose product is annotated as solute carrier family 8 member A3. Bases 174 to 2957 code for a protein of 927 amino acids. Gene Ontology annotation, molecular function: calcium:sodium antiporter activity. The record is from RefSeq and is a predicted model, not a curated record. Gene Ontology annotation, biological process: sodium ion transmembrane transport; calcium ion import across plasma membrane; cell communication. Gene Ontology annotation, cellular component: axon; postsynapse; sarcolemma. The transcript is spliced from 8 exons. NCBI's taxonomy places the organism in Eukaryota, Metazoa, Chordata, Mammalia, Rodentia, Dipodidae.